AUUCUUGUAAAACGCAAUUAUUCUUGUAAAAGUUAAACGCAAGUCACGUUGUUGUUUGUUUUAUUAUCUAUUAAAGUCAAAUUCAGUUUUAUUUGGUACUUUCUCAAUUCAGCUAGUAAAUCUUAAAUGAAUUUUGUGCUAGCAGAUCAAAAGUUUAGGUACGAAGUAAGUAAGUUAGUGGGAGUUGAUUGGGAGCCACUAGGAAUUUGUCUUUCAAUCGCUGAUAACGUGUUAAAAAUAAUAAAAAAUGAUAAUAAUGGAACGAUUAUGCAAGCAUACAAAAUGUUAACUCAAUGGUAUGAAUCUAAUAAAAACGCAACACUGGAAAAACUUAAAUAUGCUGUAAAAAACAUAGAUAGAUUAGAUCUGCAAAAACAGGUUGAUGACCUUGCAGGAAGAAUCUCUUUCCAACGAUUUAUUCCAAGCAAACGUACAAGAUUUGGAAUAAAAGCUUGGGUAAUGGCAGAGCCAUCUACCAGGUACAUAUCAGAGUUCUUAAUUUACACUGGAAAAGAUAUUGAUGGACUAAAGCACCAUCAUCUUGCAGGAACAGGAAAGGAUGAUUUUUUUCAAAAAUAUUCAACAGAAAUAUUGGAGAUGGCAAAAAAUGCUUUUAAAAUGAAGAAAUUCAGCAUCGCUCAAAAACAUUAUAAUGAAAUGUUAAAUAAACAAAUAGAAAUUUUUGGUAGUGAGCAUCAACAAACUCUUAAUACUCAAUACUGGAUAGCAAGAUGUUUAUAUGAGAAAAAUCAACUCAAUCACGCUGAACAACUUUUUAAAAAAGUAAGAACCAUGCAAGAAAAGGUUCUAGGAGAGAACAAUAUGGAUGCAUUAUAUACAAAACAGUGGAAUGCAAUAUGUUUAUUAAAAAAAAAAAAGAUAGACGCCGCUGAGAAAAUGUUUAGAGAAUUAGAACUUAUGCAAAAAAAAAUUUUAGGAGAAAAUCAUAAAUAUACACUCAAAACAAAGUACUUCAUUGCUUAUUGCUUGAGUGAGAAAAAACAAUUAGAUGACGCAGAAAAAAUAUUUAGAGAAGUAGAACACAUGCAAAUGCGUGUAUUAGGUGAGAAACAUGAGGACACCCUUAAAACAAAAUUUUUAAUUGCGCAUUGCUUGUUCUCAAAAAAAGAAAUAUGUAGUGCAGAAGAAAUAUUCAGAAAAAUUUAUAAUAUUCAAAUAAAAAUUAUCGGUGAAAAGCAUGAGGAAACAUUAAGUACCAAAUACUGGAUUGCAAUGUGCUGGUUUGAAAUGAAAGAAAAGAUCUUGACCGCAGAAAAAUUAUUUAUAGAAGUAGAAUGUAAGCAGAAAAUAGUUUUAGGUGAAAAACAUGAGAACACACUAAAUACUAGGUAUUGGAUUGCAAGAUGCUUGUUUAAAAAAAAACUAUUUGAUAAUGCAGAAAAAAUUUUUGAAGAAGUACAAAAUAUUCAAAACGAGGUUUUAGGUGAUAACCAUAAAAGUACACUAAUCACAAAAUACUGGUAUGCUAGAUGCUUAUUUGAAAAAAAAAAGUUCGAUAUCGCAGAAAAUAUAUUUAUGAUCGUUGAAUGCAUACAGAAUAUGGUGCUAGGGGAGAAACAUGAGAACACAAUACUUACUAAAUACUGGUAUGCAAGAUGCUUACAUGAAAGCAAACAAUUUGAUGAUGCAGCAAAAAGAUUUUUAGAGGUUGAAAGAAUACAAAAAGAUGACUUAGGGGAAAAACACCAAUGUACAAUAAAUACAAAACACUGGUUUGCAAUGUGCCAAUUUGGAUUAAAAAAAAUCAAUAAUGCAGAAAAUUUGUUCAGAGAACUAGAAAAUUUAAAAAAAGAAGUUUUCGGUGAUAAUCAUAAAAGUACACUUAAUGCUAAAUACUGGUUUGCAAGAUGCUUGUAUGAAAAGAAUGAAUUCAACCAUGCUGAGAAAAUAUUCUUAGAAAUAGAAAAUACCCAAAAAAAUGUUUUAGGAGGAAAACAUGAAACUUCAUGUAGAGCUCAAUACUGGAUAGCAAGAUGUGCGUAUAAAAAGAAACUUUAUAACAAUGCUGUCGAUAUCUUUAUUGAAACAGAAAAAAUUAGUAAAAAAUUUUUAGAGGAUAAAAUUGAAUAUUCAAUAAACGCCAAAUAUUGGAUUGGUAUUUGCUUAUUUAAAAAAAAAGAAUACGAUAGCGCGGAGAACAUGUUCAGAGAAAUAGAUAAUUUAAGUAAAGAAAUAUUUGGAUAUAAAAAUUUAUAUUCGAUAAUUAAUAAGGAAUGGGUAGCAAAAUGUUUAUUUGGAAAAAAGCAAUAUGAUAAUGCAGAAAAGAUAUACCGAGAAAAAGAAGUUUUGUUGAAAGAGAUAGUAGAAGAUAAAAAUAUUAAUAUACAAGGUACUAAAUUUUGUAUUGCAAGACAUAUUUACGAUCAAGAACAAUUAGACGAUGAAGAAAGAUUAAUUAAGGAAGCGAAAAACUAUAAUACGGAAGCACUGUUAAAUACCAAAUUUUGUGUUGCAAGAUGUUUAUAUGAAAAAAAGCAAUAUGAUGAGGCAAAGAUAAUAUUAAGAGAAGUAGAAAAUGUACAAAAAAAUGUUUUAGGGGAUAAACAUGAGAGUACACAAAUAACAAAACGCUGGAUUGAAAUUUGCGAAAAAGAAGGAAAAAAUUUGAUCGAAGUUUUAUCAUCAUCAAUGUAUGUAACUGAAUUUUUUCGCACUUUAAGUUUGCGUUUGUCUUAUUCCUAAUACUUAAUUAUUUUCCAUAAUUAAAAAUUUUGCACUUGCACCAAAAAGUCCCUUUUUUAUUUUAUUUUAAAUAACUCUAAAAUAACCAUUUUGUUUCAUAACCUCCUCUAUUUGUAUUCUUUAAAAUUCAAUUUUUUUUUCCUAUCUGAAUGAAGAUAAAAUUAAAUUUAUAUAUUUUUUAAAUAAACUUGCUCGCGACUGCGUUCGCAAUUUUUUCUUCGUGACAAAGUAAAUAUUUGUUGAAAUAUAGUAAAUACUUUGUAUGAUAUUGUUCUAUUUUUGAAUAAAUACAAAAUUAUUU
Hydra vulgaris (swiftwater hydra) is the source of this 3004-nucleotide messenger RNA. NCBI's taxonomy places the organism in Eukaryota, Metazoa, Cnidaria, Hydrozoa, Anthoathecata, Hydridae. The record is from RefSeq and is a predicted model, not a curated record.